AUCAUCAUCACCUUCAUUCAACAUGCUGUCAUUACACUAUUAUUUACAUUCUCUACUGUUAGUUUCCAUUCUAAGAGGGGUCAGCUGUGAAGAUCUCACUGCAUUACAGAGAGAAGAGUUCAGUCCAGAAGAGAGCUCUGUUACUCUGUCCUACAGAUACUCCAAACAAGCAGCUGGUGGUGAUCAGUUUGACUGGUAUCGACAAUAUCCAGGAAAACCACCAGAGUUCAUCAUCUCUCAUUUAGGAAAUGGAAACAUUAUGAAUAAUCUGAUCCCAGGACUGAAGAUUAAAGUGCAGUCAACCCAAAUCAAUAUGAGCCUCUCCUCUGCUGCAGUGACAGACUCUGCUGUGUUCUACUGUGCUGUGAGGCCCACAGUGACAGGAAACACCAACACUCUGCGGUGCACGUCUUCUGCACUGUGUUCAACCAUCCAGUCAAUAAUAAGUGCUGCUGUGAAGAGAACCAUCCUCACACUGAAUGCUGAACAUCAGCUACUUCCUGCUGCUGAUUUAAACCUUGUUGUAGAGAUGGAACAUUGGCUGUGGAUUAUUCUUGCUGCUCUCUCCUUUGAGUGUAAAGGACAAGACACAGUGACCCAGACAACAGGAGAAGUCAGCGCUACUGAAGGAGACACAGUUACACUUGGCUGCACAUUUAAGACAUCUAAUACAGCCUAUCUGUUCUGGUACAAACAAGAAGUCAAUGGUUACCCAAAGUACAUGUUGAUGCGUUACUUAGAUGUUGGAGUUAAUGCUGCAGAGUUCCAGAAAGACAGAUUUGAUGCUACACUCAACAAGGCAUCAGUUGCUCUGCAGAUCUCCUCUGCUGCAGUGACAGACUCUGCUGUGUACUACUGUGCUCUGAGGCCCACAGUGACAGGAAACACCAACACUCUGUACAAAAACCUCUGGAUGACAGACUCGGCUGUGUACUACUGUGCUGUGAGGCCCACAGUGACAGGAAACACCAACACUCUGUACAAACACCUCUGCAGCUUCUCCCUGAACAUCCACACACUUCAGAUCCCGCCUUUUUCUGAACAACAUCGCCAUCAAGUGGACACCUCGAAGAGUACAUCUUCUCCUCUCAAAGUGACACACAUCCAACCUCUGAGGGAGACUCCAAAGAUGAAGAGCAGUCGGUCCGGCCUGUGCGUCCACCGGCUCCUGAAUGUGGAUGAACUGGUUAAACUGGUCCUGACUAACAUACGAUUCACUGCAGUGUGA
Molecule: messenger RNA, 1228 nt
Organism: Gymnodraco acuticeps
Lineage: Eukaryota; Metazoa; Chordata; Actinopteri; Perciformes; Bathydraconidae
Exons: 5
Coding region: 23-1228 (401 amino acids)
Source: RefSeq, a predicted model, not a curated record